Molecule: messenger RNA, 1557 nt
Organism: Acanthoscelides obtectus
Lineage: Eukaryota; Metazoa; Arthropoda; Insecta; Coleoptera; Chrysomelidae
Source: the annotation of a GenBank genome assembly
AUGUGCCUUUUAUGCAACAAAGUUUUGGGCAAUGACGCUAUGAAACCAUCUAAACUGCAAGAUCAUCUGAGAAGAUGCCACCCUGAUAAAACAGAGAAAGAUUUGAAAUACUUUCAAACACUCAAAGAUAAAUUUCAGAAGAGACCUACACUGGACAGAAUGUUCGCUUCGACGUCACAAAGAAAUGAUGAUGGUUUGCGGGCGUCUUACAAUAUCUCGUUACUUAUAGCAAAAUCCGGAAAACCGCAUACUAUCGGAGAGAAGUUAAUUUUGCCAGCCGUUGAAGAGGUUUUAAAAACUGUUUUACACAAACCUGCAUCUGAUAUCAUUAAAAGAAUUCCCUUAAGCAACAAUACUGUUGAAAGACGUAUUGAUGAAAUGAGUUCUGAUAUUGAAAGCUUCUUAUGUAAUUAUUUGCAAACGACCCAUUUCUCUAUACAACUGGACGAGUCAACUUUACCUGAUAAUGCAGCAUUAUUAUUGGCAUAUGAAGAACUGCUCUUCGCAAGAACUUUGAUAACCGACACUAAAGGUGAAUCAAUAUUUCAUGUUUUGAAGGAUUACUUCUUUGAAAAAGCAAUUCCUUUAUCAAAUAUAAUAUCAGUAGCUACAGAUGGAGCACCUGCCAUGGUUGGACCUUAUCAAUUUCUGGAUACUAAAGGUAAAAUUUUAAAAGAAAAUUUAAUGAAGAGGAAAACAGACAUCGCCUAUUUAACAGAUUUGUUUACAAAAUUUAAUAUGGUUAAUUUGCAAUUACAAGGCGACAGUUUAAAUUUGAUUAAAACAAAGUCCAUCUUAUCAGCGUUUCUUGCCAGAGUUAAACUAAUUAAGCACAAUAUUGGACGGGGCGAAUUUUCUCAGUUCCCUAAUUUGUCACAGACAAGCUGCCAGGAAGACGUUUCAACUUACGUUCAACAUUUAAAUGCCCUCUAUUCAGAUUUUGAAUCUAGGUUUGAGGAUAUUUUGACUAUGGUAAUACCACCGUGGAUAAUUAAUCCAUAUGGUGACAUAGAAGAAACGAAUGUCAUAAUACAAGAGGAACUGACUGAACUAAGUACAAACGAAGAACUUAAGGUUCAGUUUAAAAACGGAUAUCAGCAAUUCUGGCUGCAAAACAACAUAGCCGUUACUUAUCCCGUAUUAUGGAACAUAGCGAUGAAAUUUUUAAUUUCCUUUCCAUCGUCAUACCUAGUGGAAAGGGGGUUCAGCGCUGUUACCAAUCUCCUAACGAAAAAAAGAAACAGACUGGACACUAUUAGCCGAGGAGAUUUAAGAUUAACCCUUACAAAAUUGACGCCAAAUAUUGAUAAUUUAUUAUUAAAGCAUCAGGUCGCAGCUUUGACUAUUGUAAGAUUGUUUGAACGUGUUGAUUAUUUGAAAUUUGGCUUCAUUCCAUCAUUGCCGGACAAACAAUCGCCUAUGUGCCUUUUAUGCAACAAAAUUUUGGGCAAUGACGCUAUGAAACCAUCUAAACUGCAAGAUCAUCUGAGAAGAUGCCACCCUGAUAAAACAGAGAAAGAUUUGAAAUACUUUCAAAUACUCAAAGAUAAAUUUUAG